CGCCGGUGUAGCUUUCCCCCGUGUCGCAGACAAUGACCGAUCGUCGAUUACAGUUGGUUGUGCUAGCAUUUUUCAUCUUUGCUAUUUCUUGCGAAGCUGUUUCAAAUCUUAAAACUCGUCUUAAUCGUCCAGCUUUCGAAUUUUUCUCAAAAACUGCACACCAUGUGAUUGACGUUGAAGUGCCGAAGAUCUCAUUGCCAGAUAUCACGCUCGAUAUUCAUGCCGGACCGGGAAAAGGCACAGUGUCGGCUUAUGACUUGAAAAUUAACAAAUUUCAGUCUCCAUUAUUUGAGUUCGUCCUGACUGAUGAAGGAAUAGCAUGGACAUCACGACAAGGCACAGUCAAACUAAAAGGCAGAUGGCAGGCUGAAUACACAAUUUUGCUUCCGGUAAAAGCUUCCGGAUGGAUGAAUGUGUUAGCCUCAGAUAUUCAAAUGAACGUUUCCGCCAAAGCGAUAGCCUUUGAUGAUCGACCUCAAAUCGAAGUCGGAGAGUGCGAAGCAAACGUUGGAAAUUUUGAUCUUGAGAUUGGAGGCGGUGUUCUGCCUUGGUUGGUUAAUCUAUUCCGAGCUGAUGUAUCGCGUGCAGUUCAAAAAACUAUUCAUGAACAGGCCUGUGAGGCUGCCCAGUCCAUUCUGCUUACCAAUUUUAACAAUUUUCUUCUUUCCUUACCUCUGCACCUACCAGUUGGUCAAGAUUUUUAUGUCGACUACGCUGUAGAGAAAAAUCCAAAUUUUACGAGCAAAUAUGUCGAAGCUGAAGCUGCCGCCGAGAUAUUAUACGAAGAUCACUCGUGUCAUCCAGAAAAAAUUGAAGGAUGGACAGAAGCCGGAUUGAUACCGAAAAUGGCAGUCACCUGGAUGAGUGAAAGCGUUCCAAAUUGUCUUCUCAAAAGUGCACAUGAAGGAAAGCUUGUCAAGUUCACUGUCACCAAGGAUUUUCCUACAAUUGGUCCGCGUUUGAAAACAAGCUGUUCGAUUUUCUCCAUCUGCAUUGGUCGAUUCUUCAAGAAACUCCGAACGGAUUAUCCGGACCAAUAUGUUGACCUGCACUUUCAUACAUACGAAGCUCCUUUUGUAAAAAUGCAAGAUGAUGAUGUAAAAAUCAAUGUCACUUUUGCUGUGGACUUCUACAUCAAUCCGAUGAAGCAACACCUCAAGCCUCUGGCUAGACUAAUACUUUCGUCAUCAUCCACAGUAAUCCCAGAAAUCAUUCGAAACAAAUUCUCUGGCAAUUUG
Molecule: messenger RNA, 1238 nt
Organism: Cylicocyclus nassatus
Lineage: Eukaryota; Metazoa; Nematoda; Chromadorea; Rhabditida; Strongylidae
Source: the annotation of a GenBank genome assembly